This is a messenger RNA of Penicillium malachiteum, 672 nucleotides long. RefSeq lists its product as uncharacterized. The record is from RefSeq and is a predicted model, not a curated record. Bases 1 to 672 code for a protein of 223 amino acids. The transcript has a single exon. NCBI's taxonomy places the organism in Eukaryota, Fungi, Ascomycota, Eurotiomycetes, Eurotiales, Aspergillaceae.
AUGUCCUUCGGGGUUUCGGUUGGCGACUUUUUGACGGUCGGCCAGUUAACUGUCAACAUAGUGGCCAGCCUGAAAGAGUCUGGCGGCGCAAAGACUGAAUACCAAGACCUUAUCCGGGAGCUUGAGUCAUUUCACUAUGCCCUUCAGCAUCUUGACAAGCUACAAUCCAAGGCGGGAUCCUCAUCUAGUCUUGAUUCGAUUAAGUAUGCAGCUCUGAGCUGUCGUCGUCCACUGGAACAAUUCCUCGGCAAAAUACAAAGAUACAACCAAUCGCUUGAUGUAUGGGCGAAGAAUGACUGGGCGAAGAAUGACACGAAUGCGAUCAAGGGGACGCUGGAUAAAGUCCGGUGGGCCUUUGGACAGAAGGACGAGAUACAGAAACUUCAGAGUUACAUGAGUGUGCAUAUCGCAACAAUCAAUAUGCUCUUAGCUGAGUAUGGGUUGGAAAAGAUAAAUCUCGUAUCUGAUCAAGCUGAAGCAGCCCAGCAAGGUAUUGAAAGGCGGCUUGAAGAUAAUCGAGGGUUUCUGGAACAAAUCAGUGAGAGCGGCUCCGCUCAGCUUCUGGUAGUGCAAAAAGUGAACUCAAUGACAAGAAAGCUUUUCCAGAUGGUGAAUGGAGAACUGAAAGCGUCUUGGAGAUCCUUGAGUGAAAUGGUUACAAAGGUGUGGUAA